Molecule: messenger RNA, 2350 nt
Organism: Dromiciops gliroides (monito del monte)
Lineage: Eukaryota; Metazoa; Chordata; Mammalia; Microbiotheria; Microbiotheriidae
Gene: SLC10A6
Product: solute carrier family 10 member 6
Exons: 6
Coding region: 272-1342 (356 amino acids)
Biological process (GO): bile acid and bile salt transport
Cellular component (GO): membrane
Molecular function (GO): bile acid:sodium symporter activity
Source: RefSeq, a predicted model, not a curated record
UCACUUAUUUUUGACAGGGAGAACUCAACACCAAUCUACAUUUUGUUGUUCCACCUGUUUGUGAUUAUUUUCAUCAUGCCAUUUGUGAAGAAAUUGAUCAGAUCAAGAUGACUAUUUUGUUACAGCUCCUAGCCAAUAAAUAGUUAACAGGAAUAUCUUCUGUGAUUGGCUAGUGGGUUAUUCAUCCAGUGUUCUGACACGCAGUAGGAUGGUCCUGAUCUGCCAUCAGUCUACGCUGUUUAUAAGACGUUGAAGCAGGAUUCACGAGAAGAUGAGGAUGAUAAACUGUUCCAGCACCUUAGAGUGCCCUAACAACUCGACAGAGGAGGAGUUAAAAAGAGAUUUGGGUAAUUAUGGGAACCUGAAUCUUGGUUUCUCAGUGCUUUUGGCUGUCAUGAUGAUACUGGUGAUGUUUUCUUUGGGCUGCACUGUGAACAUCAAGACGUUAUGGUCACAUAUCAGAAGACCCUGGGGAAUUGCUGUGGGCCUGCUAUGUCAGUAUGGGCUGAUGCCUCUCAUAGCCUACCUCUUGGCCAUUAGCUUCUCUUUGCCACCAUUGCAAGCUGUCACAGUUCUCCUCUUGGGUUGCAUGCCUGGUGGAGCAGUCUCUAACCUUUUUGCCUACUGGGCUGAUGGAGAUAUAGACCUCAGCAUUAGCAUGACAACUUGUUCCUCAGUAAUUGCAGUCGGAAUGAUGCCACUCUGCCUUUACCUCUACACUCGGCCGUGGGAUCUUGAACAGAAUAUCACCGUGCCAUAUCAGACCAUAGGAAUUUCUCUUUUAUGCUUAAUUGUACCUGUGGCUAUUGGCGUCUUUGUGAAUUUCAAGUGGCCGGCACACUCUAAAAUCAUCCUAAGAGUUGGGAGUACUGUUGGGGCGAUCCUCUUGUUGAUGGUUACAGUAGGAGCUAUAAUAUUUUUGAAAGAUUCUUGGAAUUCAGAUACACCCCUUCUGAUCAUCGCUCUUGUUUUCCCCUUGAUUGGAUACAUCUUUGGUUUCCUUUUGUCUCUUCUUACCUGCCAGCCUUGGGAGAGGUGUAGGACAAUUUCCCUGGAAACAGGAGCUCAGAACGUACAAAUGUGUGUCACCAUGCUUCAGUUAUCUUUCAGCCCAGAACAAGUGGCCCAGGUAUUUACUUUUCCUUUGAAGUAUGGAAUUUUCCAGCUGCUGAAUGGAUUUUUCAUCAUUGCAGUUUAUCAGACAUACAAGAGACUAUGUAAGAAAAAACAUGAAGAAAAGGAGCUUAAUUGCAAUGAAGUUUCUGAACCAAAGGAAACAGAUGCCAGCAAUGAAGUCACUUCCUUUCUGGAUAGGGACGAGGAGGCCAGUGGGACCCUGUAGCUGUCAAUGACAACUGACCUCACUGGAGCAUUAGUCCAAGUAAUGGCCCUCCCUUCAUCAUUGACCAAAAAGUCAAUCCAUCUGCUUCAGAUGCUAUUACCUAACUGUGUAGACAGUCUGAUUAUUGAAAUGUCAAUUGUUGGUGUAUAUUACUGUAUGCACUAUGAAUUGUGAUCUGAUCUCUUCAGGAAAAUAUUUUGUUUCCUUUUGUAUGUGGGGGGUUAAUUUCGUAUUUUAAUAGUCUUGUCUAAGCAGUAUUCUUAUGAAUGAAUAUUUUUAAUAUGAUAAUAUAUUUGCAUGUCAUUUCAUAACUCUUUUUGCAGUUGAUGGAAUCUAGACUGGGCCAUGGAUCAACCUUACUGCCAAUAGGACUCGUUGCCUACUUAUUAAAAUUCACUGGGGAAGCUAGGUGAUAUAAUGGGUAGAGCACUGACCUGAGUUCAAAUCUCACCUCAGACACUUACUACCUGUGUGACCCUGGGCAAGUCACUUUACCCUGUUCGACUCAGUUUCCUCAUCUUUAAAAACAGGAAAACAACACUUGUACCCAGAAGCCAAUCAACUGGGGAAUAGUUAAGCAAAUUAUGGUAAAGAAUGUUCUUGUGCUGUAAAACAAAUAAAACAACAAUUAUGAAGAAUUCAGAGAAGUAUGAGAAGAUUUAGGAAGAGUGGGGCAGGUCUAGGAAAAUAACUUACACCAAAGAAUAAAAAAAAAUUGAAUGCUAUGCAGUUAUAAGGCCCAAAUCUUGACCCUUGAGAAGAGUUGAGAAAAUGCAUCUUUGCAGGGGUGGGUUUGGAAUACUGAAGAUAUGGAAUACUGUGAAUCUUGUCAAUCAUGACAAUGUGAUUAAUUUUGCUGAAGUGAUUUUUUUUUUCCUUUUAAAAAUAUUUUUUCUUACAAUGGAAGGCACAUUGAGUAGAAGGGUGAAAUGUUAUGAAUGGAAAUGUAAUUUAUGUACAACAAAAGGAAUCAAUUAAACUAAGAUAAAUAAAUAUUAGACAAUUAUU